AUGGGAGGUGAGAGUUGGAACGAUGAAGAUAAAGCCAUUGUUGCCGCUGUUUUAGGGUCUAGAGCGUUUGAUUACUUGAUUUCAAGCUCUGUUUCUAAUGAAUGCUCAUUAACUUCGUUAGCAAAUGACGAGAAUCUGCAACACAAGCUCUCAGAUCUUGUAGACCGACCAAAUUCUGGUAAUUUUAGUUGGAAUUACGCAAUAUUUUGGCAAAUCUCGAGGUCGAAAACAGGGGAUUUGGUUCUUGGAUGGGGGGAUGGAUCUUGUAGAGAGCCUAAAGAAGGAGAAGAAUUUGAAAUCGCUCGAAUUCUGAGUUUCCGAUUGGAAGAUGAUAAUCAACAGAGGAUUAGGAAAAAAGUUCUUCAGAAAAUUCAUGUUCUGUUCGGUGGUUUAGAUGAAGAUAGUUAUGCUUUUGGAUUGGAUAGGGUUACUGAUACUGAAAUGUUCUUCUUAAUCUCCAUGUAUUUCUCGUUUCGAAAAGGUGAAGGAGGGCCCGGCAGAUGUUUCUCUUCCGGCCACCCCGUCUGGAUCUCCGACGCAUUAAAUUCAACUUCCGAUUACUGCUUUCGAUCUCAUCUUGCUAAAUCUGCCGGCAUUCAAACCGUCGUUUUGGUUCCGACUGACGUCGGCGUUGUCGAGGUUGGAUCCAUUCGUUCGAUACCGGAAAACCCCAAGCUUUUACAAUCAAUCCGAUCUUCGUUUUCCGUCGCUUCAGUAGCCACACCACUUCCAGUCAACAAACGACCCACCACCAAUGCCUCCGAUCGACCCGUCAGGGUUUCCAAAAUUUUCGGACAUGAUCUCAGUUCAACUUUAAAUCAGCCACAAUUCCGGGAAAAGCUCGCCGUUAGGAAGCCGGAGGAAACGCGGCUUCCGUUUUCAAAUUGGGCGCAGUUCAACAACACUCCUCAAAAGCCAACACCACAGUUACAAAUCGAUUUCUCCGGCAUUACAUCUCCACCGGUUAGCCGGGAGUCGAAAAUCUCCGACGAAGCUCCGGCGAGAGACGAAAGAGAAGCCAUAACCACCAUUCUGGACGAAAAACGUCCUAGAAAACGUGGCCGGAAACCCGCUAACGGAAGAGAAGAACCAUUGAAUCACGUGGAAGCGGAAAGACAGAGGAGAGAGAAACUGAACCAGAGAUUUUACGCUUUACGAGCAGUGGUGCCCAACAUUUCAAAAAUGGACAAAGCUUCAUUAUUAGGCGACGCAAUCACAUACAUAACUGAUCUUCAAAAAAAGGUGAAAGAGAUGGAAUCCGAACGACAAUCAGGAUCUCGUUUAGAGAAAAUCGAAGUUCAAGCAGCUCUAGAUGAAGUAAUCGUAAAGGUAACCUCCCCUUUAGAAACCCACCCUAUAUCUAAAGUCAUUCAAACCUUCGAAGAAUCAAAGAUCAAAAUCAUGGAAUCCAAGAUGACUGCAAGAAACGACAUGGUCUUCCAUACCUUCGUUGUCAAAUCUCAAGGCCCUGAACAAUCAACCAAAGAGAAGUUGAUCUCUGCGUUUUCAAGAGAAACAAACUCGUCUUUACAUCCAUCUCCAUGA
This is a messenger RNA of Lactuca virosa, 1545 nucleotides long. Lineage: Eukaryota; Viridiplantae; Streptophyta; Magnoliopsida; Asterales; Asteraceae. The record is from the annotation of a GenBank genome assembly.